Messenger RNA from Cottoperca gobio, 2080 nucleotides. RefSeq names its product coiled-coil domain containing 51 (gene ccdc51). The transcript is spliced from 7 exons. The coding region runs from base 229 to 1524 and encodes 431 amino acids. NCBI's taxonomy places the organism in Eukaryota, Metazoa, Chordata, Actinopteri, Perciformes, Bovichtidae. The record is from RefSeq and is a predicted model, not a curated record.
CUCUGAUCCGGAAGUAGAAAGACCGCUACGUGCCUGAAUGAAAAGUUACCCGGCUGGUUGUUUCAUUUGACAUCAAGAUGCUAACUUGUUAGCCGAAAGAAAGCGCUUCCGUGUGACAUGAAUACUCUGACAACACUGAAUAGAACAGGUCCCUGUUCCUGCUCUGUAGCUGCAGUGAAAGUGAAGCUGACAGUUUUCAAGCUUCACUGCUGACUGCUGCUCUUCUCAAUGAGGUACAGAGGCGCUCAGAUCUGUCUCCGGGCUCAUGGCUCGUGCUGUCUGUCCCGCCUCUUCCUGCCCUGCAGAAUCACCCCGGUCCGAACCUACAGUGCUCACAAUCAGCCCGGCUCCCCUCCACCCACUAAGCCCACCCCUCCUGAUAGGAACGGCAACGCCAAGGUGGUGAAGGAGCGUGCCCUGGCUGCAUUGCAGCAUGCAGGCGAGUUGGGGCAGCUGUGGGGUCAAAGGUCGGCUCAGGCGGCCACCGCCUCAGUCAACUACUGGUGGGAAAGAUACGAAGAGUUUGUCGGGCUCAACGAGGUCCGCUCGGCCCAGACAAAGGUCACUGAGGCUGAGUCGGCGUUCAUGGUGGCCAGAGGGAUGGUGCGCGAGGCUCAUGUCAGCCUGGAGGCCCUGCAGGUCCGGCUGAAGGAGGUCAGGGACCGGCUGGACAGAGUCUCCAGGGAGGAAGCUCACUACCUGGAGCUCGCCACUCAGGAGCACAAACUGCUGCAGGAGGAGCGGCGUCUCCGGACUGCGUACGAGAACUCAGAGGGGUCGGAGAGGGAGAAGUUCGCCUUGUUUUCUGCGGGCGUCAGAUCGAGCCACGAGAAGGAGCGGACGAGAGCAGAACGCACCAAAAACUGGUCCAUCAUCGGCUCGGUGCUCGGAGCUCUGAUCGGGGUCAUGGGGUCGACAUACAUCAACCGCGUCCGCCUGCAGGAGCUGAAGAGUCUUCUGCUGGAGGCACAGAAAGGUCCCGAGAGUCUGCAGGAAGCCCUCAGAGUCCAGGCUGGAAACCAUCGCUUCCAGCAGGACGAGCUCCGCACGCUCAUCGACAGCCUCAGGGUCGCUCUGACUGACGCCUUCACACAGAGGGGCGUCGUCCUUCAGGACAAGAGGGCUCCGUCCCCAGACGCGCCCACGGUGUCUCUUUCAGCCUUCAAAGACCUCCACAUCAGCAGCCAAAAGACAGAGUCCCUUCUGAAGUCCCUCCGGCCACAACUGGGACAACUGGAGCAAGGACUCGGUAGAGUUGAGGGAGAAAUGUCUGUGGUGAGGAGGCUGCUGGAGACCAAACCACAGACUGAACCACAGACCGCUCAGCCGCAGUUUGCAGCACCGGAGAGACCCGAGCGAGAGGACCGGUGGGAGUCUGAGGCGCUGGUGACGCGUCUGGAGGAGUCCCAGAGGACGCUGGGAGAACGAAUCAGGACAAACAAUGUUUACAACGCUGUGUUUACUUACACCGCCACCGCCAUCACCGUCUCUGCCGUCUACCUGCUGCUGAGAGGAACUGGUUAGGUGUGUGUGUGUGUGUGUGUGUGUGUGUGUGUGUGUGUGUUCUCUUAACAUCUGGAGAUGAAACUACACAGAGUUUGGUUGUAGUUCCAGCUGUUCUGCUUUCAGCGUGAAGCUGCAGUCGUUUGAAGUUGUGUUUCAUGCGUUCACUUAAAUGAGCCUCAUGACCUCCACCCAUUAGAUUUUCAGUAGAUUUCUUAUCUGGAUCUCUUUUAGCCCGAGUCCUCAAACAUAAAAGAACAUCAGUACAUGGAUACAAACAGAACAAACUACAUUUAAACUCGUUAAAACAAAGUUAAGUGUUUAUAUUGUAUAUAACAUUAUAACAUUAAAACAACCCUAACCCACCGAGAAAGAACUAUAUCAUCAUUAACUAAUAUUUCUAUUGUCUCACACAUUAAUAUUAGAUAUGUUUAAUAACAACAAGGUAAACAUUACGACUGCUGACUGCUCUGCUGCUGACUGCUCUGCUGCUGACUGCUCUGCUGACUGCUCUGCUGCUGACUGCUCUGCUGCUGACUGCUCUGCUGCUGACUGCUCUGCUGCUGACUGCUCUGCU